Molecule: messenger RNA, 678 nt
Organism: Cinclus cinclus
Lineage: Eukaryota; Metazoa; Chordata; Aves; Passeriformes; Cinclidae
Product: claudin-19-like
Exons: 5
Coding region: 1-678 (225 amino acids)
Biological process (GO): cell adhesion; bicellular tight junction assembly
Cellular component (GO): bicellular tight junction; plasma membrane
Molecular function (GO): structural molecule activity
Source: RefSeq, a predicted model, not a curated record
AUGGCAUCAUCCUGUCUACAGAUCUGUGCAUUGCUGCUGGCUUUAGCAGGAUUCACCACAUUACUUGUUACUACUGUGUCCAGCAGAUGGCAAGUUUUGGACACUAAGACAGAGCUGGUUACUGCAGACUGGGUUUCUGAAGGUCUCUGGAUGGAAUGUGCAGCAACUGCUGUUGGAUCAAAACAGUGCAAGAGAUUCCUCUACAUGCUGAGUUCAGACCCUCACGUUCAGGCAUGCCGUGCCCUGAUGAUUUCUUCCAUCCUUUUGGGAUUCUUAGCUGCAGUUCUCACACUGCUCGGUAUGAAGUGCACAAACAUUGGGUUGAGUGAUGAAGAUGGAAAAAUGAAGUUUGCUGUCACAGGAGGAUUUCUUUUUAUUUUAGGAGGUCUCUGCUCCAUGGUGGCUAUUUCUUGGUAUGCUGCAAUGAUUACUGCUCAGUUUUUUAACCAAUACUACGCUGGAACCAAGUAUGAACUAGGAGAAGCUCUGUACUUAGGCUGGGCUGGAUCUGUCCUUUAUAUACUUGGUGGGAUCUUGCUGACCUGUUCAUGCAGAGUGAAGGAAAACCAGAAUUACAGUCCUAGCAAAUAUGCAUAUUCAGCAGCCCAGCCAGAUUCUCAGCCACACAGGUACCCCAGGAACUCUGAGACGGUCAUAAGCAACAAGGAGUACGUCUGA